GGGUUGACGAUGAUGACGAUUAUGAUGAUGAUGAAGGGCACCUCGUGAGCAGACCGUCGAAGAACAUCAGCAAGAGCAAGUCGUGUUUUCCAUGUCUUCUGCGAGCCGCUGAACGUUCUCGCACUCCAGUCGUCCUUCUGUAUCUUUUUUCUCCCGGAUUCAAAGGACUAACAGUCUGAAAGAAGACCGAGGGACAUCUCGCACGGGGCGCACAUCAGUGCCACUGGACCAGCAAACAGCGCACCGCGUCCCUGUCGAACUCCGCAUCUCAAUCUCAACAUGAUUUUCUUCGGGACUCUGCUUGUUCUUUUCUCCUACGGUGUGUUGCCUUUCCCAGUUCCCAAUGUGACUUUUGCUGCCUUCACAACUAACUGCGUUGAAGCUCAUCUGGAGUGUUCUAAGGACCCCCAAUGCAAAGACUUGUACGAGGGCUUGGAGUUGUGUACAGCCGAUACCUCUGUGGCACCAAUGGGGGAGCAGGCAGUGACCGAGUGCCUUCAACAACAAGAUGCUCUGCUGGCCAAACAGCCCUCUCUGUCGGCUUGCAAGUGCCAUCGUGGCUUUCGCAAGGAGGAGCAGUGCUUGCAAAUAUACUGGAGAGUACAUCUGCUGCAAGCGGAGGAUGAACUGGAAAUGUCUCCGUAUGACAACACACAAAUGGAUCCUCAUAUGGCUUCCUUAGUGGCAGCAUCAACAUUGUUGCAAGUGGACGUGGAAAACCAAUGCCUGAAAGCCGCUCAGGACUGUGGCCUGUUUGAGAAGUGUGGUGCUUUGCGAUCCGAGUAUGUUUUGGCCUGUACCAAGAAGGUACCAGGAAGCGAUCGAUGUAACCAGCACAAGUGUCACCGGGCGCUGCGGCGAUUCCUGCAGAGAGUACCGGAGGAAUACAGCUUCGGUGUCCUGUUCUGCCCCUGCACAAACACUCUGUGUGGCGAAAGGAGGAAGAAAACCAUCGUACCCUCUUGUGCCUAUGAGGAGAUGGACGACCUGCAACCCAACUGCCUCCACCUACAAAGCUUUUGCCGCAAGGAUGCCCUUUGCAGGUCAAGAUUAGCCGAUUUCCUUCAGAAUUGCCAGCCAUCACCAACAAGCAAUGGUUGUCUGAGAGACUCAGCAGGUCUCUGCCUCCGAGCCUAUGCAGGACUCAUCGGUACCAUCAUGACUCCAAACUACAUUGGGAAUGACUCUGCAGAUGUUUCACUGUCAUGCAACUGUAAAGGCAGCGGCAACCAGUGGCAGGAAUGUCUGAGAUUGCAGCGCAUGUUCACCCACAACACCUGCCUACGUAAUUCCAUCAAUUGGAUGGGGAACCCUGGCUCUCUGCCUAUAGAUUUAACACCCCCUCCUGCUCCUAGACCCUCCCCACUGGUUCAGGAAGAUGUCAUGCUGAGCAAAAACCAUCUACCAUCUGACCACCACAUUGUGGAGGAAGACGAGGACGAGGAUCGAUCCAAACAAAGAAAGGAGCAAGAUGAAGGAGGUCAAUUCGAUGUCAUCCCACAGUACUUAGAGAGGGCCACCGUCACCCACCUGGGACCCUCUGUCGCUGGGCUGGCUGUACCCGUUGUUGUUUCCUUUCAACUGCUCCUUCUGCUUGUUUGUGCUGCACUGAUUUGGUAACAGAGCAAAGAUUGAGGACUUGUUGAGAGGACAGAAGUCUACACUGAUACUGUAUUCAUGCGCUGGACAGGUAAAAAUGCUGGGUUGAUGAGUGUGAAGUGUACAGAACCCUUCACUACACGUGUGGAGAAUCACAUUGUCUUGUAUUCUUACCUCCAUGUUUAUUCUCAAGCAGCAUGAUCCGGUCAUUCCUCACAAGCCGUCUUACUGCCCAUUGUGCUCUCUGCUUGACAAAUACACACCUUACCACUGUAAGGAACAUUAAAAGCUUUGAAGAAACUUUGUCAAGUGUUAGCGCAAGAUGUUUCAUUGCUGAGAAAAAAUGCAUCAAGCGGCUGGUCAUUUCAGAUCGACUGUCCUCGAUCAGUUUUAUAGUGUGAUUGAUUGACGCAAAAAGAUACCAUUCCAGGGAGACAUCCUUUCCUUUCAUGGCUCCUGUGUGCGAUACUUUAAACCAAAAAAGCGCUUCACUCGAUCACGAUUUUUCAAAAAUAUAUAUUAAUUAAUAAAUCAUUGCUGUUUUGUGGUUGAAUGUGGUUUAUUUUUAGUCAAAACAUAUGCAUAUUUAAACUAAUUUUACAUAUUUCUUCCCCUAAAUUAACCAUAUUCAAACAUAAAAAUGGCUAAAUAAACUAAAACACAAAUAUAAGGCUUUCACUUAACAUGUUUGGGUCUGCAACAAGUUAACCGCGAUAAUUACUGUACUCAUUUUAUCAAGUUUAGCAUUCAAACAUAGGACUCAUUUAUUUCACAAGUAAGGAGUUCAUCAUAUGUCAAUGCUGUCCUAUUCCCUGCUUACACUGCAUCCCUUUUGUCCACUGGUGUAGAGUAAUACAGUGGAACCUCGGUUAGUGUACGCCCCGAUUAGCAAGUUUUUCGGUUAACUUCGAAAAUUUACGGCAACAUUUUGCCCCGGUUUGGGAUAAAGGAUGAACAUGGUAUCUUAGAACUAGGGUUGUGAACGUUAAACCGAUGCGACCCGAUAUCCGGUUUUACGAGUGAACGGUUCGGCUUCGACAUGCACUGGGUAUCCCGAGAGAACCAAUCGCUUGACAAAGUGUCUCGUAAACAACGUGUGAGCUUGGGUUGCCGGCGAAAGGAUUGUCUCGCAUGCUCCAUAGUUUGCCAUGACUGAAGACUAGAAUAGAAGUACAUAGUAGCAUGCGCGCUUGCUACUAGCUAGAAUCAAAUUGUCUAUCACUGAAAUUUACAUCCCUACGUAGAACAUGUGAAAGGAUCUCUUCCUAUGAAAUGGACGGCGAUAAUUAAUCAGCGUAGUGGUCUCAUUGCGACUUCCUCCUCCCAAUAAGCCUGUUUCUCUCUCCCUUGCAAGGUCCUUUCCAGUGUGCACGACAACCACAGGGGUACUGGUAUUUAUCUCUUUUAUGACUGUUUCAUUUCAUUCCUGCAUUUAAUGUUUUUAUUACUGUAUUUUAUAUGUCCUUCAUGUGUUGUGUACAGUAGGACUGACUUAGGAGUCCGUUUAGGUACAGUAUAAGCUCCUCCCAUCAGGCUUGGCUUGGUCUUAAUGAAAGCAAGCCCUUCAUGAGGCAAACCUCCAAAUUAUCCAGGUUUAGGACCGGCACUGGACAGCUCCAAUGGCAAGCGAUCGAACCCGCCCCUUCUGCAUAAAAGGCGUGUAUCACUAUAGUACAUCACCAGGGCGGCAUGUUGUUACUAUAAUACAGUACCUUCUUCUUGCAGUAAAUGACCUAACUGCAUAUAAUCAUAUUACAUUCACCCAUUUUCUUCCGCUUAUCUGAGUCCAAGUUGCAGGAGCAGCAGUCUCGGUAGGGAAGCUCACUCUUCCCGGUCUCCAGGGACUGCUUCCAGUUCUACCGGGGCGACGCCGAGGCGUUCCCAGGCUGUAAACGGUGUGGACGGGGCACUGCUUCCCCUUUCUGAGGUGUCAGAUGGUUUGCCAGACCCGGGUAUCCUUAUGUUCUAACAUGUUUGUUAUGGACAAGGGUUGGGGUUAGGUCUCCAGCGGGGAUGCUCGCCAGCACCCCCUGAUGAACCCCAAGAAAAAAAUGUACUCUGAACUGUCGUUUGGUGUGUAUCCACAAACGACAGUUGAGACCCUUUCCCCAACAUCAAGUUGUAGGUAAACAAUCUUCUCAUUUACUGGGGAUGACUCCAACACGUAGGCAUUGAGUCGGGGGCUAUUAGUAAACACUUGCCAGCUCGCCGUUUCUCCCCUGCGGCACCCCAGAGUAAAGCAAGGACUCUUUACCAUUGUGGAAAUGAAUUAAAGAUUAGUCCACUUGUACUUGAUGAAUUGCAGCCUUUGUUGACAGUUCUUUUUUUUUUUUAACAAAUCCAUCCUGUCUUUCUCUCUGCCUUUCUCCCAGCUUCUUAUGCACUGUGUCUCCUGAAUCGUUACUUCUUGUCGAG
Messenger RNA from Dunckerocampus dactyliophorus (ringed pipefish), 4014 nucleotides. It is a transcript of the gene gfra3, whose product is annotated as GDNF family receptor alpha 3. NCBI's taxonomy places the organism in Eukaryota, Metazoa, Chordata, Actinopteri, Syngnathiformes, Syngnathidae. The transcript has 8 exons. Gene Ontology annotation, biological process: nervous system development. Gene Ontology annotation, cellular component: signaling receptor complex; external side of plasma membrane. The record is from RefSeq and is a predicted model, not a curated record. Gene Ontology annotation, molecular function: signaling receptor activity. Bases 280 to 1620 code for a protein of 446 amino acids.